GCGGAGGCCGGGCCGCCCCGAGCCCGCGGAGACGGGGCGGGCGGCAGGGCACUGGCCAAGCCUCGGCCCUGAGCCGUGGCGGGGGGUCGGGUCCGGCUGUCCCCCCGGGCCGGGUUAUGAACUUCCCCCCCGCGCCGGUGGAUCCCGCCGCCGGGGGAGGGGGCCGGGCAGGAAGGGGCGAGGCGAGGCGGAGCCGGGCCGGCCUUGGGCUGCGGCAGCUUCGUGGGAGCCGGGGAGAGACGGUGGGAGCCGCGAGCCCGGCAGACGCAAUGGCUGCUCCUCAGCCCUGUCCAUCAGCUCCUGGAGGCUACCCAGGCCCCUCUGCACCUCCUUCCUAUGAAGAGACAACAGGAAUUAAUGUUAAUUAUCCAUAUCCUUAUCCUAUGCCAGGACCUGGGCAUGGACCAGGCACAAAGGGUAUGAAUCCUCCUCCGUAUCCUACACAAGCUGUACCAGCUGCUAAUCCAAUUGCAGUUCAGACAGUGUAUGUGCAGCAACCAGUAACAUUUUACGACCGUCCAGUUCAGAUGUGCUGUCCUUCCUGUAACAAGAUGGUAGUGACACAUCUCUCACACAAUGCAGGAGCAUUGACCUGGUUGUCCUGUGGCAGCCUCUGCCUGCUGGGGUGUGUAGCUGGCUGCUGUUUUAUCCCUUUCUGCAUUGAUGCUCUCCAGGAUGUGGAUCACUAUUGUCCAAACUGUAAAGCUCUCCUUGGUACCUAUAAGCGUUUGUAGGCAAAAUAAAAUGCUGAGUAAAGAUGGAUGUUCAAGAUUGUUCAGCACCUUUACAAGCUGUUUCUAAACUUCAUGGAGAUCUCUGUAUGAUGCUGUGUGUUUUUUGUCAUGAAUCAGUCAAGAUGUAUGUCACUAGGUUGGUUUCAAUAUUAAGAAUGUGCUUGAGGACUUGGGUCUAGGAAGAAGGUAAAUAAUUUGUCACUUGAUAGGGCACAUGCUCAUUUUGGCCCUUGUUGGUAGUGGUCAAAUGCCAUCCCUGUCUUGUUCGCUUCUGUAAAUUAAGUUGGUGAUGACAAUGCAGUUAUUCUUACCUAAUUAAUGUUGCACACUGUUACCUUUUGUUAGCAGAUUCAGCACAGAUGUGAAGGCACACCUGGCAGGAAGAGAGACUUACUCUUUUCUCCUUGGGUGGGGAAGGCUUCUACAGAAGUGUUGUCUAUAGUCAUUCAUUCUUUAGCUAAAAAGGACUCUGAUCUCCAGUCUUGUCAAUCUGGCACCUUUUACAAGCACUAAAAUUCACUUUACUUUUUGUUUAAAGUUGCCUUUAAGAGAGAGCCAAAGAAGUCUGAAGUUUUCCCUUCCCAUAGAUGUUUUACCAAAUAGAGACAGCUCAGACUAUUAUGCGAAAGGGUUUCUUAACCUGGCUUUUUCAUUAGUCAGAACUUUAUCAUGAUAGGUUUCUUGAUGGAAUUCAGUUAUACAUCUUAUGGAUUUUUUUACUGAGUUAUAAAUAUGGAAAUAUAUAUAUAUUUUUUUUCUAAUAGUCAAGGGUCUAUCAACAUUUCUAUAUCAGUAUGAUCUUUCCUUUUAUAAUUAUGUGAGCCAAAUGGUAGAUCCUGAACAAACCUCAAUCUUUUGCUAAUUGUGUAUAGCAUGUAUUCCACCUGUAAAGCUGUAAAAUCAAAUCCAAAUGUAAUCAUUUUUUCUACUUGGUAGUCUGAUAGCCAUAUCUUUCCAUUUAGAAGAUAACUUUUGUAUGAAGGAGUUUUUCAGAGUAUUAGAUAUAAUUUGUACGCUGAUUGUUUGCAAUGAAAGAUGGGUUUCUGAAAUCAAAAUAAAACUUGAGUAAAGGUGUUAAGAUGCUGGUUACAAGCUCUGAGGGACAAGACUCUGAUGCUUCUAGCAAUUUAUGCUUGAAACUCCAAACUAGCAUCUGAUCCUUGUUUAAAAUAGAGUAUGAUUUGAUAAGGAAGGUUCAAAUGUGUCUUGUCUUGAUUGGAUUGAAUGAUGCCUUAGUAAAGUCUGUUAGGAGUGUAAAUAUAGGCUAUGGUUCUAAAGCUAUGUUAAUCUAUAUAAGCAAUAAAUAUUAUAACUAUAUUCCUUAAACUGUGCCUUUUUAUAAAUAGUUGGAAUAUGGCUAACUUUGAAAACACUUCAGCGUAAUGUUGAAAACAGUGGCUGCUAGAUAGACUAAGGAUACAAAUAUGUAUAUACAGCUGAUGCAUUACUUACUUUUGCUAAAUUGAUGCUUUUUUGUUUCAGGUUUUUUAAAAUGUUUAAUAAGAGCUUUUUUCAAUGUUCCAAGUUUCAGGUCUGAUAUAUAGCUGUACCAUGAGAAUUUACAAUAGUGGCUACCACCUGGCAACACAAAACAGUAAUCUCUGGUGGAUUUAUCUAAUUCUGUCAUUAUGGUUUAAUUUGCUGCUGUUUCAAUUUACUACUAGACAAUCACCAUCCUUUCCAAAAAUCUACUCUUGAUAAUUGGUCACUACUGGAUACUUUUGCCACUUUUUGCAGCGGUAGCUUGGAAUAAUAAACUAACCAGAGUUUACUAUGAUGAAGUAUAAAACAGUAUGAGUCUUUAAAUACUUCACACUGCAUUUACAAGGUGAACUCUCACAAAUACACCAGCUGUGAGUAUAAAUUACCUUCAGUCAAUAAAGCUCAAGCUUGAUGAACAGAGCAGUAGACAGUAGUGGCAAGAGCCCUAGAUUGGGAUUACUUCUGUGGAAACAAGAAUGAGAAUUUAUCAUUAUCAUAGAGAAGGAAGGCCAGAAGGGACCUCAAGAGAUCAUCUAGUCCCAACAGGGAUUGAACCUGCUAUUUUGGUAUUAUUAGUACCACACUCUAACCAUAAGGGAAGUGUUUACAUUCUGCAAGGUGUAAAGGCUGCUUUCUGCAUUGCCAUUUGAGUGUCGUGAAGUUAAUUUUUUUCACAUGGCUAUUUCCAGUGUGUGCUACAUCAUGAUGUGCAGUGUUUCAGGGGGGUUGUUUGUAUAUUUUUUGCAACAGAAUGCCUUUCAAAAGAUCAGAUAAGAUCAAUGAAUGUUUCAUAGUGUGUUACCUACACUGACCUGCAAAUAUUUGUCCUUAUUUUGAAUAUUUUCACAUUUUUUAAAAUGUUUUUUCUAUAUUAGUAUUGGAGAUACUUUAAUCAGUGGGUCUCAUUUUGCAAUUUUAUACCAUUGUACACUAACAGAGCAUGAAGUGGUAUAAUAGUACAAGCCAGACUGUUCUGUGUGACAUCCCACUGAACUCAUCUGCAGUUAAGAUGUCAGCGCCUUGGAGUGUUCUGCAGAAUAUGAGACCAGAGCUUUUGUUCAGUUUUUAAAAGUUUUAAAAUACUUGUAAAUCUGGUAGUGCAGAGGUCAAGGUAUCGGGUGAUAAAUAGAGACUAACAUAACAUACAUAUUGGUUGCCUCAUGGCAAAGCAUUAUGUUUUUAUUCUGUUUAUGAGCCAGAAAAUCCUUGUUUAGCUCACAGUUUGUGAGAGACAGAAAUGGUGAGACAAAUGACAUUUCUUAACUUUGACAUUCGCUUGUAUCACAAGAGGAGGUAUUAAUUUGCACCUCUAAGGUUGCUCCUUUCCACAAGUCUAACAGUUACUCACUUCUUGAAAAUGUAAGUUUGCUCCACCCUUCAAAGUGACAUCAUGGAAAAUAUGAGUUGAUAGCAGAACAGUAUUUUCAUAACUUGCCAGGCAAGGAGUUUGGUGGUUUUCUUUAUGAUACGUUGCAUUUUCAUUGUUUUGUCGUGGAAGCAGAAUAAGACUCAUGGAGUGGAUGAAUCCUUUCAAAUGUUGCAUAAACUUGUUAAAUCACCUGCAGACACCAUCUUACUACCCAUUAAAUAUUCCUACUUUGAGCUUUUUUCUUUGAAAAAGUAUGUUUCUUGUGUAAAGUUGAAAUGGCAGCAGAACAGACCAAGAAAAUAUUCAUUGUCAAAAUCAGCAUAACAAAGAAAUGCAGGAGGUAUUUUACUACAUGUGAACAUCUUUGUUAGUUACUGUGUCUGCUUUUUAUACUGAAUACAUUUAAAAUAAAAUCUUUUCUUUUUUGUAUAGACUAAUUUCAAAACCUGUUAUGAAGUGUUCCAUCCAUGUGUGUGAACAGUGGUUCUGUUAAAAUAUGGACUAAAGAUGUUACUCUUAAGAUAGAAAGAUGCAUGUUGUCCGUCUUGGAUUAAACUUCUUUAGGGACAGUGGCA
Molecule: messenger RNA, 4160 nt
Organism: Alligator mississippiensis (American alligator)
Lineage: Eukaryota; Metazoa; Chordata; Crocodylia; Alligatoridae
Gene: LITAF
Product: lipopolysaccharide induced TNF factor
Exons: 4
Coding region: 117-734 (205 amino acids)
Biological process (GO): regulation of cytokine production
Molecular function (GO): zinc ion binding
Source: RefSeq, a predicted model, not a curated record